Molecule: messenger RNA, 2214 nt
Organism: Penicillium oxalicum
Lineage: Eukaryota; Fungi; Ascomycota; Eurotiomycetes; Eurotiales; Aspergillaceae
Gene: rok1
Product: RNA-dependent ATPase ROK1
Exons: 1
Coding region: 1-2214 (737 amino acids)
Biological process (GO): maturation of SSU-rRNA
Cellular component (GO): 90S preribosome
Molecular function (GO): RNA helicase activity; nucleic acid binding; ATP binding
Source: RefSeq, a predicted model, not a curated record
AUGGAUGCCUUCAAGCUGCUGACGCGGUCAUCAAACUUGAAGUCUGCUGCAUCGACGACAGCCAAGUCUACUGCCCGUCUGCCUUCAACGGGCAAGGCGGCGAAUCCGCAGCUCUUCCGAACUGCCGCAGGAGAGAAGCUCGAAUCGGCGCAAAAUGAUAAAAAGAGGAAAAGAACUGCCGCUGGUGCUGCCGAAGGCGAUGAGAACGACGCUGCUGACCUGGACUUUUUCCAUUCAUCGAAGCGGUCCUCUGCAGCCAAGACCGAGGUGUCUGAGUCUGCCCAGGGAGCGCAGGAGCAGACGCUGGACCAGGAUGAUGGAUCUGAUGAAGAGGAUGAGAUGGACGAGAUUGAGCGUCGCACUAUUCUGAAUUCUCAUAAGAUCAAGGUGACCGAUCUACGUGAUGUUGAUGAGAUUCAACCCCAAGUUGCGUCUACGACGGAAUCCACGAAGAAAAAAAAGAAGCAAAAGAAGGAAGAACCAUCUGUUCUGAGCAAAAAAGAGCAGAAGCGGGCCCGUCGACUGUAUCCACAGCCGUUGACAUCCUUCAAGGAGCUACGGACGAGAUAUAAGAUCUCCCGUCGGCUUGCUGAGAACGUUGCGGAUCAGGGCUUUACAGUCCCUACGGAAGUGCAGCUAGGCACGCUGCCACUUCUGCUGGGUAAUUUACCAAGCUCAGCAGAUUCUGCCGAAGAACCUGAUCUUUUGGUCGUGGCGCCCACUGGUAGCGGAAAGACGCUCUCUUUCUUGAUUCCAGUGAUCAACAAGAUCGUUCGCCACCAUCACUCCUCACAGUCUGAUGAGCAUGGGAUCUUGGCCAUCGUUGUUGCUCCGACCAAGGAGCUGGCCAGUCAGAUCGUCAAUGAGGGCCGGAAACUGGUCGCUGGUACUGGUGUCAAGAUCACGCUAAUGAAGAAGGGAAUGCGUGUCGUGGAACGCAGUGACGAGGGGGAAUCGAAUGUUCUCGACGAGAACAGCGAUGCUUCGGAAUCCGAGGAAGAAGACGACGAACAAAAGUCGAGUAACGCAUCAAAGAAAAUUCCUGUGACGAAGAGUGACAUUUUGGUCACCACACCACUGCAACUGGUGAAUGCUCUCUCGGAGCAUCAGACUAAACCUCUCGCUCAAUUGCCAUUUGUCCGCAGCUUAAUCUUGGAUGAGGCCGAUGUACUUCUCGAUCCACUCUUCCGCGAACAAACGCUCAGUAUCUGGCGCUCCUGUGUUCACCCUAAUUUGCGCGUGAGCCUCUGGUCCGCAACCAUGGGCUCCAAUAUUGACGAUCUCAUCCGUUCGACGAUCAAGGAGCGACAGGCCGAAAUUGGAAUUGCAAGCACCACACAACACCCUCUCAUUCGCCUCGUGGUUGGUCUGAAGGACUCUGCCAUUCCCAACAUCGAACACAAGCUGGUCUAUGCUGCUACUGAGCAAGGCAAGCUUCUUGGCCUACGCCAGCUUCUCCACCCAGCCGCUGCCUCGGCUUCUGAUGUCCGUCUCCGCCCACCAUUCCUCAUUUUCACUCAAACGAUUCCCCGCGCCAUUGCAUUGCACUCGGAGCUGAAGUAUGACAUUCCCGCCGAAGCCGGUGGCUCUUCGCGCAUUGCCGUGCUCCACUCCGAUCUAUCUGACACGCAACGGUCCGAGAUCAUGCGAGACUUCCGCAAAGGCGAGAUCUGGAUUCUCGUAACAACAGACUUGCUCGCUCGUGGUGUGGACUUCCGUGGUAUUAAUGGUGUUGUCAACUAUGACAUCCCCAACUCCGCCGCCGUUUACGUCCACCGAGUUGGUCGGACUGGUCGUGCAGGACGUACGGGAGGCAUCGCUGUCACAUAUUACACCAAGGAAGACAUCCCCUACGUCAAGAGCAUCGCCAACAUCAUCGAUGUCAGCGAGAAGCUGCGUGGCACCGAGGGCGAGAAGUCCAUCCAAAAGUGGUUACUCGACUCGCUCCCUGACCUGAGCAAGAAGGAUAAAAAGGAGCUUAAGAAGCAUGGUGUCAAAGCGCGCCAGGUCACCAAGCAUGUGGGUAAGAACGGGAAAGACGCAGAUGAUAAGGGCGCGCGUGGCAUGCGGAUCAGUACGAAGAGUGGAUUCGAGAGGCGCAUGGAGAAUCGCAGAAGGGGAGCCAUCGAGGCCAGUCGGAAGCGUAAGGCUAAUUCCAGCGCUCAAACUGGUGGUGAGAGUGACAGGGAAAGCUGGAAGGGACUGGAUGACUGA